Aspergillus sclerotioniger CBS 115572 is the source of this 1268-nucleotide messenger RNA. Its product is annotated as kinase-like protein. Bases 15 to 1268 code for a protein of 417 amino acids. The transcript has 6 exons. Gene Ontology annotation, molecular function: protein kinase activity; ATP binding. Gene Ontology annotation, biological process: protein phosphorylation; spliceosomal complex assembly; regulation of mRNA processing. Lineage: Eukaryota; Fungi; Ascomycota; Eurotiomycetes; Eurotiales; Aspergillaceae. The record is from RefSeq and is a predicted model, not a curated record.
CCACGCUUCUCCCCAUGGCAUCAAUACUCCGGCUACCAUCCCGAUUUUCCAGGGCAAUAUCUCCCUGGCGUUCCUGGGCCCAUCGCCAUGCAUCACCCGUACGCGCGUUCUCUCAAUCAAACUUUCCUCUCCUCGAUCCAGCCGAGAAACUCGAGGAAGAAUCCCUGUCAUGGUACUCGCCGCGAAACUUUUAUCCCGUGAAAAUCGGUGAGGUAUUUCAAUCUCGGUAUCAGGUGGUUGGUAAAUUGGGAUAUGGCGGCUAUUCGACCGUUUGGCUCUGUAGGGACCUCCAGCAGCAUGCUUAUGUUACACUGAAAGUAUUUGAGCGCAAUUCAGCCGAAGGCCAAAGAGAAACAGAAGCCUAUGCCCAUUUGAAUUCCCUUAACAUAGUAGACCAUGCUGGUGCCAAACUCAUCCGUAAAGCAUUGGACACUUUUAUCAUCACAUCCCCAGAUGGCAAUUUCGGGUGCCUUAUUCAUCCGCCCCUGGGCAUGAGGUUAUAUGAUUUUCGCACUCAACUUCGAGCCAAAGUUCUUCCGGAAAAAAUCGUCAAGUUGACUCUGGUGCAUCUUCUUCUUGCACUUGAUUAUCUUCAUACCGAGGCUGGGAUUGUUCAUACGGAUAUUCAAGAAAAGAACAUCAUGAUGGCGAUCGAAGACCCAUCAAUCCUAACCGACUUCGAAGAACAAGAGAAAUCCCAUCCCAGCCCACGAAAAAUCCUCGACGACGAUCGCAUGAUCUAUGCUUCUCGCAAACUGAAGAAAACCAAGCAACAUGGUCGUCCUACGCUAUGCGAUUUCGGUCAGGCUCGCUUCGGAUCGCAUACUUAUUCCGAUGAUAUCCAACCUUGGGUUUACCGUGCUCCGGAGGUGGUUUUGCGAUUACCGUGGAAUGAAAAGGUGGAUGUUUGGAAUGUUGGCGUGCUGACUUGGGAUCUCUUCCAACAAAGCCAUUUAUUCUACGGGAGAGAUCUGAACAGGAAACCUUCUGAUGGACACCAUCUUGCUGAAAUGGUUGGGAUUGUGGGGUUGCCGCCGAGGGAAAUGAUACGGGGGAGUGAAUAUGCGGUGGAGUUUUUUGAUGGUGAAGGAAACUGGAAAGCAGACAUCAAAAUUCCUACUGAAUCAUUGGAGAUGCUGGAAGGGAACUUGUCGGGUGAAUCACAGCAAUUAUUCUUGCGGUUCCUCCGCAAGAUGCUCACAUGGAAGGCUGAGGAAAGAGCCUCGGCUAGGGAAUUGUUGGAUGAUCCUUGGUUGAGGUCUGCUUGA